Molecule: messenger RNA, 3342 nt
Organism: Giardia duodenalis
Lineage: Eukaryota; Fornicata; Diplomonadida; Hexamitidae
Exons: 1
Coding region: 1-3342 (1113 amino acids)
Source: RefSeq, a predicted model, not a curated record
AUGAGUGUUGUGAGCCAACAACUCCAGGCCGCAGAGGAUCGCUGGGGUCGUGAGCGAGAGGCCAUGGAAAAGCUCCUGGAGAAGCUUUCAAAAUCCGCUGCAGAAAGCGGGUUUGAUGGACAUGUAAGCCAGAGUAGUCUGAGUGAGCUGUGUGCUCUUCAAGCCUUUGAGCAAGUGGCUGAGAUCCUUCUCUAUGCUGCGCAGGCGUUGCUGUCCAUAUUUGGACUUCUGGACUCUUCAGAACCCCAGGUCCUUGCUGAGCUCCAAGAGGAAAUUACAGUGAUGAGCGCCUCUACCCAAGCAUUUGAGGACUCCGCGAACAAGAGGCCCCACCGUCCAAGCUACUGCUCUCAGAAGUACACCUCAGAGCAACUUGCCCUGGUAUAUCUGGUGCUCCUUGAUUUACAGCCAUGCAUUCUUCACAUGUCUAUUACCAAGAUCUUUGAGACUGGAAAUAUGAGCUUGCAGCAAGACAGGGAUCCGUCCACAGGAAGCACCAUCCGAACCUUGAGAAGCUACAUGCGCGUGUUUCUCUCCUUUUGCCGAAUACACCUUGCCGUCUCUUACUCCUUGUACAACACGCAACACAACCUUUAUCCGGAUGAUUGGCUUAUUCAGAAGGAGCAUCACGUGACUCACGAUGACUUGAACCCCCUUUCAAUCCACCUUCUUGUGCUGGCCCAGCUGGAUCUAGUUUUGAAGGCUAUCAUACCAUUUGUGGAGGCUUUUGAGGUUGUCUUCAGCCUCUGCAAAGAUACCACCGUGUCGGACUCUUCGGGAUUACAGGAGGGAGAUCUACCAAUUUUGCACAAGUUGUCUUUCUUGUAUGGAUCGUCAUUUCUACGAACGCUUUUAUACUAUUUUCACUACAUUCGUGCAAGACUUUAUACAGAUUCAUUUGCCCUUGAUAGGGACGGAAAGCGCAAGCAAAUCUCCUGGAUGUUCGUUGAGCUAAAUGUAAUAGCAAGCAAUCUGGCGCAAAGUGGGCUGGAGGUGGCCAAGACAGAUAUGGAUGUCAUUUUGACUCAUGCGGACCAUUGCUUUAGCGAACUGGCCCGCACCUUUCUUCAUCAAAGUCUUACAAUCCGAACCUUCCUCCAUAGCUUUACCACAUCCCAACUCACUAUUGACCACAUUCCAUGCAGCUCACAGAGCUCGUUAUUCUUCUUCUUCGGCUCCUUGGUGAAGUUCUAUAAAUGCAUCUACCUUGCAACUGGUGAGCUCAAUCACGGUACUACCCUGUCAUCUCAACCUUUCAUUAGCGAUCUAGCGGUUACCACAUGCUACACUGCCUUGCAUAGUACGGUUUCUACCCACCUACUAACGAGUUAUCUGUUCGUCAUCACAGGCUUCAUAGAGGCAUUUGGUAUCAUCACAUGCUUGUCUAUAGAGUCAUCUGUCUUCGAUGAAUCCACUUUUGAAAACCUCUGCACCUUAGCUGCGCAAGCGAACAUCUGCUUGCGCGAACGCGUGUCUAGCAAUUUCCAGUGCACCUACUCGUCAUCUAUCAGCCCCAUCUUUGAUCACUAUCGCGUCAAUGAGACUAUCCUUAGGCCGCUUUUUGCUGACGACAGCGUAGAGUUGUCGACAGUACGCGCUUGUGAUCUCAUGUUUGACGGAAUAAAAGAUAUGAUGACCCUGUUUUCCGAGUUAUGCGACCCAAGCCUUAUUCGGAUUCAGACGGCAGGGAGCAUACUGGUCUCUGCUUGGGUUUUAGCUGGAGAGCUUCCGCCAGCACACGCCAUGUGUCUAUUGACGUCAGUUGACCCUGUAGUCGUGCACACCACCGAUGCCACUUCGGCCCUUUAUAAACCUGUUAGCACUAAUAUAAAUGGGGCACCAAGUGUCUUCAUAGCCAAAAUGCACUAUUCCUUGUUAGCAGAACCAGCAAAGGCAUUUUACAAACAACAUGUGAUGAGACUAUUUUCCAUCAAAACAACGCAGGAUACCCAUGGGACUACUUCUGUUCCGCUCUACUACGAGUCCAACACUAUUAUAAGCCAGGACUGCGAGCACUCCUUCCUCGUGCAGCACACUUUACUUCAGGCAGAGGCUAUUCUGGUAGUUCUCAAGAGCUUCACGAAAAACAGAGACAUUUACAGAUUUCAUUCAGUGAAGUGGAUAGGUUUUUCGGACUUAAUUAUGAUGCUCAUGGGAAGCGCCUACAUUGACGGCCUGAGCAAGUUGAGUACAGUGGAUAAACUGUCAGAUAAUGUAUUCCUCAAGGUGACAUCCUAUGAUACAACUCCGUUGCAGAGCGAAAGCUAUGUUGGUUUAGAUCUUAAGAGGACAACUACUCCAUCCGUUAACAACUCCCUUAUACCUAGCUAUGCAUCCGACCUGCAGCGCAGCAGUGGGAUGCCUCUCUUUUCUUCGUGGAUUGAACAAAUUAACACAAUCGAAUCAUAUUUCCGCCUCCUUAACAUGAUGUCAACUUCCUCAACUCUAAGAGAAACGUUUUUCAACUAUAUCGUUCUCAAUUUGAAGAUAUACUUACACACUUUAGAUACCUUUUGUAGCACUUUUGAACGCAUGUAUUCGGCAUUUUCAGGGGGGCUUUAUACAGACUCUUCGUCAUCCUUCAGUUUGCCAGGCACGCUUAAAGAAGAGGGCGAGCGACUCCAUAAAGAUGCUAGGAAAUUUGGUCCACUGGUCGGGCGCAAGUAUAUCGAGUAUAUUCAUGCACUUGUGAAUACAGCGAAGUCCAUUAAACAGGUCUCGACACGCUACAUAGAUGUAAUGGACGCUGAAGAAUCCGUAAAGCUCCGCAUGCUUGAGCGCCAAGUCAAAACAGUAUCGAAAUCAUGUACGCGUUGCGCAAGCCUCUGCAUAUUCCUGCACAGCAUAAAUUCAAUACUUGCCGUCAUACUUGAUUCCGAGACCCUCAAAAGGUACUACUCUACCAGCUCGUUCAAGCUUGCUGGGACUCUGCCCUUUCCUGCAAACAUCUUGUACGUGAUUCAGGAUUUUGAUGGGGAGCUGGAGCGUCAAGAGAUUGCAAUUGGGUUUGUGAGCUAUCUUGAUUCCUGGUUGCUACGCUAUGGUGUCCUCACUCAGCUACGCAGGACACGAGAUUUGCAACUUGUGGAUCGAAUGAUGCAGCGAAUGCGCAGCCUUUUGGAUGAAUUUAGAUACGUAAAUGCCAGCAUGCUUCAGGCGUGCAAUGCGGCUAUAGACAUCUGUGGAAAAAUACUCUCAAGUGAGAAAAGGUACGAUGGCAAGAACCCGGCCGAUUACUGCAAACAAAUGUGGGGAAUAGAUGCCUCGUGCAUUCCAGGGCCGCUAAUAACUGAGUUGUUUCUUUCUGUCUACCAAUGUAUGGAUGACAAAUCUAAGCUGUGA